Molecule: messenger RNA, 1362 nt
Organism: Colletotrichum aenigma
Lineage: Eukaryota; Fungi; Ascomycota; Sordariomycetes; Glomerellales; Glomerellaceae
Gene: phacA-0
Product: Phenylacetate 2-hydroxylase
Exons: 5
Coding region: 1-1362 (453 amino acids)
Molecular function (GO): monooxygenase activity; heme binding; iron ion binding
Source: RefSeq, a predicted model, not a curated record
AUGGCUGGUUCAGAAUCAGUCAGCCACCAUCGACCGGCCAUGGUUCUACACAUUUCACGGAGUUAUUUCAAAGACAUCCGGUUAGUGAAGGUCUUGAACGUCUUCAAAGCGGCAACCAUUGGCACAUCUCCGUGGAAUGAGAGGACCAAGAAGCAGAGGCGGGUUGUUGGCUCGUUCACGACUGGGCCAGCAAUGAAGAAGAUGCACGGAAUGCUGCAUAUGGAGACAUGCGCCGUCAUCUCCAGGAUUUACUACGACAGCCUGAAGGGGGCAGUUGAUAUCAUGCCUCAUGUGUAUCAGAAGCGUCUCUCUCUCAAUCUUAUGAUGAUGCUUUGCUAUGGUACUCGAUUCAACUCGGUUGAAGAUCCAAUGCUUCUCCAGAUUCUCGAAGACGCAAAAACAAUCGCAAGCUUCCGAUCCACAAACUCCAAUCCCCAAGACUUUAUUCCUCACUUGAGGUACCUAGGCACCAACCGACGCACGACCACUGCAAAGGAAGUUCGAAACCGACGAGAUAGCUGGCUUGCAACUAUGUUCAGUAAUAUUCAGAACAGCCACAACAGAUUGCGAUCGGGUGAGAAGAAAUGCGUGGCUGAAAUGCUUCUUGAAGACAACCAUGAUGGCCUCACAAAGGUUGACAUCAAAACAAUCCUCGGCGGCCUGAUGUCUGGCGGCUUCGAAACCAUCUACUCGACCGUCAUCAUCACUCUUGGGGCUCUGUCAACGCCCUGGGGACAAGAGGUACAGAACAAGGCGUACACAGACAUGAUAGGUGCCUACGGUUCACAUGAGAAAGCAUUUGAGCAGUGCCUUCUCGAAGAGAAAAGCCAAUACGUCUCCGGUUUGGUAAAGGAAGCUUUGCGGUUUUACCCGCCCCAUAAGAUUCUCCCAGCCCGACAGGUCCAUAAAGACUUCACCUAUGCGGGAGCCACCAUUCCUCAAGGGAUGCUUAUCUACAUCAAUAACCAGGCCGUCAAUUUUGAGACGUAUGGCCCUGACGCUCAGGAGUUCCGCCCGGAGCGAUGGAUAGAAGCAGGAUGCGAGAUACCUCCCCCGUACCAUUUUGCCUAUGGUGCUGGAGCACGAAUGUGUACGGCCGUUAACUUCGCAAACCGGAUGCUGUACAGCGUAUUUGUUCGCUUGAUUCUCUCCUUCAAGAUGACAGAGAGCAAGGAAAUGCCCCCGAAUAUCCAUUACAUCGACUACAAGGAGGACUCAACUGCAUCAAAUGCCAUCCCCUCAUUAUUCAAACUCAGAUUCACUCCCAGAGACCCGGAGAUGGUCGAAGAGUGCCUCAAGAAUGCGCAUGAGAGCCUGACAGAUUUCGUUACCGGAGACAACGCAGAACCCCUCUUCUUGUGA